Messenger RNA from Botrytis deweyae, 1782 nucleotides. RefSeq lists its product as uncharacterized. The transcript is spliced from 2 exons. The coding region runs from base 1 to 1782 and encodes 593 amino acids. NCBI's taxonomy places the organism in Eukaryota, Fungi, Ascomycota, Leotiomycetes, Helotiales, Sclerotiniaceae. Gene Ontology annotation, cellular component: Golgi membrane. The record is from RefSeq and is a predicted model, not a curated record. Gene Ontology annotation, biological process: vesicle-mediated transport; intracellular protein transport.
AUGGAUGUCGUUCAAGCUGUAUCGGGGUAUAUCUCGAAGAUGGUGUCUGCAGGAGACGGAGCUUCUGGAACGCCAUCUGCGAAGAUGAAGGUCUUAUUACUGGAUAGUGAUACCGUGUCCAUUGUCUCUACUGCGAUUACACAAUCUGCGCUUUUGAACCAUGAAAUAUACCUCAUAGAUCGGCUGGAUAACCAGAAUAGGGAGAAAAUGCGCCAUCUGAAAUGUCUGUGUUUCGUUCGACCGUCGGCAGAGUCUAUACAAUUCCUAAUUGACGAAUUUCGAGAUCCCAAAUAUGGUGAAUACAAUGUGUACUUCAGUAAUGUUGUGAAGAAGUCAUCCCUGGAGCGAUUGGCAGAAGCAGAUGAUCAUGAAGUGGUCAAGCUAGUUCAAGAGCACUUUGCAGACUAUAUUGUAGUGAAUCCAGAUCUAUUUACAUUUGAUCUUGGAUUUCCGAAGCAACGAAUAUGGAGCUCAAAUCCAGACAUGUGGAAUCCAGACGCAUUACAACGUACAACCGAGGGGCUCAUCGCGGUGUUGCUAUCUUUAAAGAAGAAGCCACUUAUUCGAUACGAAAAGAACAGUUUGCUAGCAAAGAAGUUGGCUUCGGAAGUGCGAUACCACAUUGCUCAGGAAGAUCAGUUAUUUGACUUUAGGAAAGUGGAUACUCCUCCGAUCCUGUUAAUUUUAGAUCGACGGGACGACCCUAUAACACCACUUUUGACACAAUGGACAUAUCAAGCUAUGGUCCACGAACUUCUAGGCAUUAAGAAUGGGCGAGUUGACCUUAGCGAGGUACCAGAAAUCCGUCCCGAGUUGAAAGAAGUGGUUUUGUCGCAAGACCAGGAUCCGUUCUUCAAGAAGAAUAUGUAUCUCAACUUUGGUGAUCUAGGUGGCAAUAUCAAAGAUUAUGUCGAGCAAUAUCAAUCAAGAACCAAAAAUAGCUCGAAUAUUGAAUCCAUAGCUGAUAUGAAGCGCUUCAUCGAAGAAUACCCCGAGUUUCGCAAACUUUCUGGCAACGUCAGUAAGCAUGUCACCCUUGUUGGUGAAUUAAGUAGAAUGGUUGGUUCAGAUAAUUUAUUGGAAGUCAGUGAAGUCGAGCAGAGCUUGGCAUGUAACGAUGCUCAUGCCAGUGAUCUCAAAAAUGUACAGAGAUUAAUUCAGUCUCCCACUGUUACCCCCGACAACAAGCUGAGAUUGGUUGCCCUGUACUCGCUUAGAUACGAGAAACACCCGUCGAAUGCAUUACCGAUUCUUGUCGAUCUCCUUGGCGCAGCCGGAAACGUCCCUCAAAGACGUAUAGAUCUGGUAGCUAAGCUCCUCAUCUACCAUUCUUCUUUGCAACUGAACCAAUCGACGGGAGGUAUUACCGAUAUGUUCGAAUCCUCAAACAUAUUUUCUGGGGCCCGUGACCGAUUCAAGGGGCUAAAGGGUGUAGAAAAUGUCUACACGCAGCAUUCACCACGACUCGAGCUAACAAUUCAAGAUCUAAUCAAAGGAAAAUUGCGUGAUCAGCAAUAUCCUUUCGUUGAAGGUGGGGGGACAACUCGAGAUAAGCCUCAGGAUAUUGUUAUUUUCAUUAUUGGUGGAGCCACUUUUGAAGAGGCAAAAUGUAUAUCUCAAAUAAAUGCUUCUUCGCCAGGUGUUAGAGUGGUCUUGGGAGGUACCUCGAUUCAUAACAGCACGACGUUUUUGGAGGAAAUGGAAGAUGCUGUAUCCUUGUGGCCUGAACCUGCUCCAUCAACUGCUGCUGGGAGGUUACGAAAAGAAACAGGAAGACGUUGA